UGCAGCAGAAGUUAGAGAUUUCGCAAGUCAAGUCCAUUACGAGAACGUGAUUCCGCGAGACCCAGGCCUGAUGGUAUUCUCCAAUAGUCCCAGCCGUGUUUUCUGUGGAGCUCUUUGUUCUACAUACAAAACAUUCUGCAAAACAUUCUUAUAUGACCUGGUUACAAAGCAUUGUUUGCUGUGGGAUAAAACUUUUGAAGAUUCGUGUACAACUGACAUCAUGCCUUCCACCGGGAUCCAAGCAUACGGUUUCAACUUCAUUGGUAGUUGUACACAGCAAGGUUUCUACAUAAGCUACGAUGGCAGAAUGUGCUUCAAGUACUUUUACAGCAGUACUCCACUCCCUAAAGAAACAGUUCUGGCAAAUUGCCAACAGUAUGGAGCCGAACUGCUUUUACUGGAUACUCCACAGAGAAGAAAUUACUUCCUACAAACCAGAACACAAUCAGAGGCAAAUGGUCACGUGGGUCUGAGUGAUAUCCAAGAAGAGGGUGCGUGGGUGUGGGAUAACGGAUGUCCGCUAGAUGGCAAUACAACAAUGAAUAUGUUCGAUAAUGAAGAUGACCGGUAUGGCUGCCCUGCCGCCAAUUGUGUGGCCGCAGUGACACAAACUGGGACAUUAAUAUUUGAAGACUUCUGUUGUGACUCCAUCAAGCACUGGUAUUGUGCUAUUCACUUUUAAAGAAGUUAAAGUAAACUGGUUGACUACUUCUUGUAUAUUUUUUUUAUCAGGAAAAUAUCUAUUAAUUUUUUUAUGUAAUAUGAAAUCAAUGAUAUAUUGCAAAUUUUUUUCAUUUAUUUUGAAAGGUUAGGUUUUAUUACGAUAGAUUAUCGUACAUUUAUGUAAUUGACAAUUAGUACAAAUUUAUCUUACCAUGCUAUAUACAUCAUUUUAAAUUUUUGCAGACUUAGCAACAGUGGAAAUAUUACAAGUUGUCUUACAGUGCGAAAUAAAGGUCAUGACAAUAAAAUCGCUAAGGAACUAGUCGUGUUAGUGUUAUUUCAAAAAAAAAUAUACACGACAAUAACUUUUUGAUUUAAAAGAAUCAAUUUUCUGUAAAGAACUUUAGAAUUUGUUGACUGAGUUUCACCAAUAUUUUAUAAACUUGACCAAAAUGGCACGUGCAAGCCAUUACAACUGUAUACGUUUUUAGAGAACACGUCAACGUGCCCCCAACAGAUUAAAAUCUUUAUAAGAGAUUAGAAAACAUUUCCAAUUUAUUUGCAUUUGUAUAUAAUUCGAAAUUGUC
Molecule: messenger RNA, 1250 nt
Organism: Magallana angulata
Lineage: Eukaryota; Metazoa; Mollusca; Bivalvia; Ostreida; Ostreidae
Product: CD209 antigen-like protein D
Exons: 3
Coding region: 71-682 (203 amino acids)
Source: RefSeq, a predicted model, not a curated record